Andrographis paniculata is the source of this 1538-nucleotide messenger RNA. RefSeq lists its product as uncharacterized. NCBI's taxonomy places the organism in Eukaryota, Viridiplantae, Streptophyta, Magnoliopsida, Lamiales, Acanthaceae. The record is from RefSeq and is a predicted model, not a curated record. The transcript has 6 exons. The coding region runs from base 172 to 1095 and encodes 307 amino acids.
UACCCUCAGUUCCCUGCUGCGGGAUCUUCGAAUCCUAUAUCGAUUAUCAAAAUCGAAAAAGUCUAAUUCGGAUGGGAAAGGGAAGCGCGACGCCAUGCCCAGUGCAUAAUGUAAAACCACGCCUGCAGCCAUACAAAUAAAUAGUGUUGUCUAGAAGAAAAGUAGCCGAAAAUGGGCAAAAAGCAGGAGCAUGAAGAAAUUCCGGAGCUGAAGCCCCAACCCAAGUCGUUGAGGAGCAAAGCGGCUCACUUUGUCUCCGAUCUCACCACUGUUUUCCUCAACCCCAUCUCUGAUAAACCCUCCAGGCCUUCUCCCCGAUCAUCUUCCUAUGAUGAUUCUGAAAAGAGCCAGUCAGAUGCAGAUGAUUGUAGAGAUUCUCAUGAUGGUCCAGAUACAUCUUCCUUUACUGCAUUUCUAUAUUCACUGUUAGCAUCUUCAGAAUCUGAACGAAACUCAAACUUUAGUGACAAAAUUGAUUCCUUCGAGAACGAGCUUAAGCCAUCAUCUGAAGCUAUAGCUACAAAAGAGAAUGUCAAAAGAAAAGGUUUGUUAUCAAGGGGUAAACACACGCUUGGUAAGGCAUUCUACCAAGCUGCCAAAAUAGCUGGUUUGCGAAGUCAAGCCCCCAAAGCCUCUUUGGAUGUGGCAGUUGGCAGUGGCAGUAAAUCAGAUACUUCCGGGAAUGCGGGGAUUUCUGUGAAAACUUCGGAUGAGUCAUCGCCUUAUGAAAAUCUUCCUGAAACUUCUGAACCUUCAAUGCUUUUAACUGAAGAAACUCGGGGCAUUCUCUAUGCUGCACUACCUGUGAUUGUGCAGGGACGAAGGUGGAUGCUGUUAUACAGUACUUGGAGGCAUGGUAUUUCUCUUUCAACAUUGUACAGAAGAAGUAUGCUUUGGCCUGGCCUCAGCCUUCUGGUUGUUGGGGAUCGCAAUGGUGCUGUAUUUGGCGGCUUGGUUGAGGCACCCCUAAAACCAAAUAAGAGAAGGUAUCAGGGAUCCAAUGAUUCAUUUGUGUUUUCAAAUGUAUCCGGUCGUUCUAUUAUAUUUCGCCCUACAGCUACUAAACAAUGUGACACUCCCCCUCAAGCUCAAUAAAUGUUGUGACGUCCCAGUCGACUUAACCUAGGAUGCCACUGCUAUAGCUGGAAGCCCUGUCUUGGCCACAUAACCCCCAGGAUGCACCUCUCAAUCUAAAAGAUGUUGAUACAUAUUAAGUUAAAGUUAACAUGCAACACCUUUUUGGUGGUACAUCCUGUUACUGACAGGACCUCCAGGAUGCUCCGCUCAGUCUUUUGGAUAAUUUACAAUAUUGGCAUAGUACAUGAAAGACUGAAAUUGAAUCAAGUUAAAAUAUCCUUUUUCAUGCCAAAACAAAAUAUAGUUCAUUUUUUAUUCUCUCAAAUCCGAUCCCCGAUGCUCAUGGUCAUGCAGGAGGAUCAUUGUUGCACAAGUGCUCUAUUGUUACAAACACACACACAAAAAAAAAAAAAUUCGAAAUAGAUGCCUCCUUAUGUUGUUUUUGGUCUGAUAUUGUUGGC